UGGAGGAGGAGGCGGAGCCGUGACGCGCUCAGCCUAGUAGGUAUCGAGGCAAAAAAAUGGGUAGAAAAGAUGCUUCUACUGCAAGAACUCCUGUUGAUCAGUACAGAAAACAAAUAGGAAAACAAGAUUACAAGAAAACCAGGCCAAUGUUAAAAGCGACGAGAUUAAAAGCAGAGGCCAAGAAAACCGCACCAGGCAUAAAGGAAGUCAGUCUUGUCCUUGCAGCUAUAUCAGUCUUUCUGCUGGCUUGUUAUGCUUUCUUUUAUCUGAAACUAUCUGAAGAGGUUGACCUUGAUCUGGAUCAAGAUAAAAACUAGCAGAUGUAUUUUUUUCAGCUUGCUUCUGGAAAAGCAUCAUCUUGACCACUUCAGAUUGCAAACAAACUGUCUCUUCACUGAGGUGCACAUAAUUUGAACCAGUUCCAGCAGUUCAAAGGCCAAUACUACUCAUGAUAAUAGCUCAGUCAACCUUAAAGAUUUUUACAAAGAAUCACACGGAGCAAGCUU
Euleptes europaea (tarantolino) is the source of this 506-nucleotide messenger RNA. RefSeq names its product triple QxxK/R motif containing (gene TRIQK). The coding region runs from base 57 to 317 and encodes 86 amino acids. The record is from RefSeq and is a predicted model, not a curated record. NCBI's taxonomy places the organism in Eukaryota, Metazoa, Chordata, Lepidosauria, Squamata, Sphaerodactylidae. Gene Ontology annotation, cellular component: endoplasmic reticulum membrane. The transcript is spliced from 4 exons.